ACAACAAUCAUUUGUCAUAAAGUUGCGGCUGUAAAACAAAACAGACGACAAAUAUGUAAAAGAAAAGUUUGAAUGAAGAAAUAGACGUUUAUUUUUCUAAUUCUUCUACAAACAAGACACGUGUUUGACAGAACUAAUCCUCUUUGACAGCAAGAAUAUGUGGUUAGGCCAAAAUAAAUUUGUUUCCAGUGGCCCUUUCAGUGCCAUUCUUUUAGGAAUGGUACUUGGAUUACUUCUAGAGAAAUCGAAAGUGUUUGAUCCAGAGAUUGUCCAGAAGCAGAUGUUGUUUGAGAACUUUGUAAUGUUAAAGCUUUUCUUCUCCACUUUGGCAACAGGCAUGUUUCUCUGCUCUAUUGCAAGCAUGCUUCAAGGACAUGGUGGAGCAGUUGAAAAUACCUUGAUCUACCAUUCUGCUAAUCUGAUUGAUCAAUCCUACUUGUCUGGCAUUCUUGGAGGGCUGUUUAUGGGAGCUGGUGUGGCAUGUGCUGGAGCUUGUCCUGUUUCUAUGUUUGUUCAACUGGGUUCAGGUGUACCUUAUGCUCUUUAUGUAUUCCUUGGGGCUUACUGUGGUACAGUUUUAUAUGAUGUUAUUCCUCCUCUUGCUGCUAAAAGUAAAACAUCCAGACAAACUUAUUUACAUUACUCCAUGUCGACACCUUACUUCAAUGUGGCAAUGCCUUUAGCUGUAAUCCUGGCGACUGUAACGUUUUUCUUAGAGCUUCAUAAGCCUUGGCAGAAUGAAUAUUUGGUUAGAUUUGGUGGUGGAAGCUGGUUAUUUGCUCCAGUUUGGUCUCCAUAUCUCAUUGGAAUUUCAACUGCCAUAUUGCAACUAAUUCUUAUAGGAAGUUUUAACAAAGUUAUCACAAACAGUGAAGUUUUUACUGUUAUCAAUAAAACAUUGAUGAGUAUUUUUAAAAAAGGAAAACUUCCAUCAAAGUCUUCUAAAAUUUCAACUGAGUACUUCUGGAUAUUUUUUAGUCUUGGACUAAUACUUGGAGCUUAUUUUUCAUCAUUUCAUUCAUAUAAUUAUGAAUACAGCCGAGUUACGAGAAACCAAGCCUUUUUCGGUGGUGUUCUAGUAUCUUGGGGAUCAAUGAUGGCUGCAGGAUGUUACAUUGGUCAUGGUAUAUCUGGUAUAAUGCUUCUCUCCAAAUUAUCAUUUGUCAUUGUUCCAGCUCUGUGGGCUGGUGGUUUUAUUGCCACAUCACUUCUACAAUAUUUUUAACAUCAACCAUAAUUGGUUGAUGUUAUUCUGAAUAAUAAUUGACUGUUGAAUUUUUUCCUGUUUUUCAAUCUUGGACAUUCAGCUCACCUUACUGUGAUACCUUUAUGCAUUGUUGAGGGUAUGGGUUUAGAACAAUUCUCUCAUCAGUGCAAUGUUGGAAAAGAAAAAAAAAACAUACAUAAUUGCUGAUAUUCAUUUAUUCAAAUAACAUUGUUAUUUCUCACAAGUAAAAACAAUAUUUUGGUUCUUCAUAAUAUAAUCUGCCCAAACAUGUUUCAUGUAUAAUAAAGCAUAUAUGAAUGUGUGUGUGUGUGUGUGUAGUGUGUCUUUUGCUGUGUGAGGAAAAUGAAAGCUUGUGUAUCAUGUUUACCUAUUCAUGUUUUGAGCCAUAUCACUUGUUGCAGAUACCCUUGAGAAAGGAAUGAGCUGCUUGCAAUCCCAUUUCUCUUUCCUAUAACAAUGAAAUCAUAUAGUUGUGUAAAUGUGAUUACACUUUGCAGGACAGAACUAUAGGGUUGAAAGAACUCAUUUGAACUGAUUCUUGUGUCAAUAACAGUUAUUUCACUUACAUCACAAAUGAAUACCUUUUGGUGUAAACAUAAGCUUUAUUUAUCUCAUAUAAACCUUACAGCUUAUACCUAUACAAGAAACUAACAUGUAAUGUUCACCCCACAUGCAAUGAAUUGUUGAAAUUCAGUGUAGUUGUUUAAUAUUAUAUAAAGUAAUAGUAAACCAAAUUAAUGUAGCAUUGCACUAACUGAAGAAUUGAUCAUUCAUAAACUGUAUAUUGGUUAAUAUUUUUAAUGCUCACAACAUCCAGCUAUGAAUAGGUGCAUUUCACUGAUGCAAAGACUCAGAAUAUUAUAUAAUUGAUGUUUCAUUAGAUGUCACUGCUGAGUUUAAGACCCUUGAGCAGCUUGGCCUCUGAUAGUUCUUUGCAAUGAUACCAAGGAAUCCAGGUAGAAAUGUAAAGUUAACUGAGAAUGUCUAUUGUAUUGGUGUUUUCUUGGCAGUAUCACCUAUGAUAUAUUUUGAAGUCUUAUCAGCUCUUCUCCAUGGACAUGUACAUAGACUCAUCAGUAUUGUUUUAACAUCUGUUUCUCUAUGCUUACACAAAUCAGACAGAAUUCAUUGAGACAAAUUUUCUAUGGCCAGAUGCCCUUCCUGUUGCCAACCCUUGCUUACAAUUAUCAUGUAAUGUCAAGAUGAGGAAGCACAAACGUUGUGGAUUCUUCUGUUGGCUUCAAUGCAUGAAGGUCUAACCGUAUUAUAGUUGUUAGACCUUCAUAUGCAUACAUAGCAAGCUUCUUUCAGUUUCUGUCUAUGAAAUCCACUUCUGGCUCAGGGUUAUAGCAGAAGACAAUUGCUCAAGGUGUCACACACUGAGACUAAACCCAAAAUUACACCUGGAAAGUAAACUUCUUAACCACACAACUAAUGAAACAUGCUAUUUAUGCAAUAACAUAAAAUAAAACUGACUGUUCAUCAAUAGACAGUCACUUUAAUAGCUUGA
Octopus bimaculoides (California two-spot octopus) is the source of this 2738-nucleotide messenger RNA. RefSeq lists its product as uncharacterized. Gene Ontology annotation, cellular component: plasma membrane. Lineage: Eukaryota; Metazoa; Mollusca; Cephalopoda; Octopoda; Octopodidae. The record is from RefSeq and is a predicted model, not a curated record.